AGCAUUUUCUUUGAUCUUCCGUACUGGAAAACCAAUUUGUUGCGUCACAAUCUGGACUUUAUGCACAUUGAGAAGAAUGUGUGUGAUAACAUUUUGUACACUUUGCUUAAUGACAAAGCAAAAUCAAAGGACAAUCUCAAGGCACGGAAAGAUUUGAAAGAAAUAGGCAUAAGGCAUGAUCUCUGGCCAAGUGACAAUGGAUCAUAUCAUUUAUCUUUAUUUUCACUAACACGUGACACCAAGAAGCUAUUUCUUUCGGCAUUGAAGAAUGUUGUGCUACCAGAUGGAUACUCAAGUAAUAUUUCGAGAUGUGUGGAUGAAGGACAGAAAAAAAUUUUUGGAUUAAAAAGUCAUGACUGUCAUAUUCUUUUGGAGGAAUUGUUACCAAUAGCAGUUCGUCAUUUGCUGCCGGAUCAUGUUACCGCAGUAUUGGCUGAGUUUGGCUCAUUCUUUAAGAUCCUUUGUGGGAAAAGCUUAAGUAACUCUGAACUUGACAAGCUCCAACAACGCAUAGUGGUCGUCCUUUGCCAGUUGGAAAUGUUAUUCCCUCCAUCAUUCUUUACCGUCAUGGUUCACUUGACAGUCCAUCUAGUAGAUGAAGCAAAGCUCGGAGGUCCAGUGCAUUAUCGAUACAUGUAUCCAAUUGAGAGGGAGUUAGGCCAUCUAAAAUCCCAUGUGCGGAAUAGAGCACAAGCAGAAGCAUCUAUUGCCGAAGGAUAUUUAGCUGAGGAAUGUCUCACUUUUUGUUCUCGCUAUUUUGAAGAUAUAGAGACAAGGUUCAAUAGAGCUAGACGUGUAUGUGAUGACCCGCUUGACAAGGGAUGCUCAAAAUCUUGUCUCUUUCCGCCGGUGGGUAAAGCAGGGAGUUCUGGUACAAUUUUUACAUUGAAUGAAAAGCAAAAGCUACAAGCCCAUAGAUAUGUGUUACUAAAUUGUCCAGCCGUCAAGGAUUAUGUGAAUGAAUUUAGAGAAUACAUAAGAAGAAGUUCAAAGGGAAGGAGACCGAACCCCACAGACAUAGAGAAGAGAGUAUUUAAGGAAUUUGUUUCAUGGUUUGAAAAACGAAUAAUGAACCCAGAUACCAUAGAACAGUUGUCUAUUGACAUCAAAUUUUUAGCACGAGGCCCCUUAUCAAAUGCAACGAGAUAUAGUGCUUGUAAAAUAAAUGGUUGCACAUUUCGAACUAUUGCUCGUGAAGAAGGUUUGAGGACACAGAAUAGUGGAGUAUAUUUAACCUCUAGCACACCAUGUGUUGCAAGUCGAGUUGACAAAAAUUUAAGACAAGGUGAUGUACCCUAUUAUGGCAAGUUGGAGGAUAUAAUUGAGGUUAGCUAUUAUGGGCGAUUCACUGUUGUUCUCUUCAAAUGUAAAUGGGCUGAUUCCACUCGACAUAGAGGAUAUAGAAGAGAUCAAUGGCAUUUUCAUUGUGUUAACUUUGAAAGACCAAUUCAUACCGGUGAACAUGAAGAAGAUGAGCCUUAUAUUCUAGCGUCACAAGCAUCAAUGGUAUACUAUGUAGAUGAUGUCGUUAACAAAGGAUGGAGUAUCGUUGUUCAUUUAAAACCAAGAGAUUUGUAUGAAAUGGGUGAUGAAAUUGAAGAGGCUGCAGAUGAGGACGAGCCACAUCAAGAGCAAGCUCUUGAUCAAUAUUUUGGUAACAGUGAUGAAUACAUUCAAUUGGCAACAAACCACUUGAUCGAUGACGUAGUUAACUCAUAAUGAGAAAUCUAAGCAAUGCCGAAGUGUAAAUGGUUUACUAAUCCCCUGAGAUCAGCUCCUCAACCUGAAAAUGGUUUUGAUCAGACUAACGACGAGGUAUUUCACAAUUCACCUACGGAUAUCUCACCACCUAAUCAUGAUUCACCACCUAAUCAUGAUUCAACAAUACAAAGCAAUCCGGAUAGUAAUAUGGAUCAUUCACUGCCUAACCAAGGAUCCCAAGAACAUACUAGGCCCUUUGGUGGACGUCAAUCUUCUGAAUAUUGGACCGUGGAGACAGUAGGUAUGGUGCAUAAUAAACUUAAUUUCUCAUGCUGAGUUGCUAAAU
Arachis duranensis is the source of this 2047-nucleotide messenger RNA. RefSeq lists its product as uncharacterized. Lineage: Eukaryota; Viridiplantae; Streptophyta; Magnoliopsida; Fabales; Fabaceae. The coding region runs from base 61 to 1719 and encodes 552 amino acids. The record is from RefSeq and is a predicted model, not a curated record. The transcript has 5 exons.